Molecule: messenger RNA, 765 nt
Organism: Prunus armeniaca (apricot)
Lineage: Eukaryota; Viridiplantae; Streptophyta; Magnoliopsida; Rosales; Rosaceae
Source: the annotation of a GenBank genome assembly
AUGCCGAACAGCAGGCACACACGGGUCGAGUAUUCACUUACCCCUCGUGCCGAACGGCAGGCACGCACGGGUCGAGUUUUCACUCACCCCUCAUGCCGAACGGCAGGCACGCACGGGUCGAGUAUUCACUCACCCCUCGUGCCGAAUAGCAGUCACGCACGAGUCGAGUAUUCACUUACCCCUCGUGCCGAACGGCAGGCACGCACAGGCGCGCGUGGUCAAGUUUUCACUCACCUCUCAUGCCGAACGGCAGGCGCGCGUGGUCGAGUUUUCACUCACCUUUCGUGCCGAACGGCAGGCGUGCGUGGUCGUGUUUUCACUCACCUCGACUCACCUCUCGUGCCGAACAGCAGGCGAGCAUGGUCGAGUUUUCACUCACCCCUCAUGCCGAACGGCAGGCACACAUGGGUCGAGUAUUCACUUACCCCUCGUGCCGAAUGGCAGGCACGCAUGAGUCGAGUAUUCGCUUACCCCUCGUGCCGAACGGCAGGCGCGCGUGGUCAAGUUUUCACUCACCCCUCAUGCCGAACGGCAGGCACGCACGGGUCGAGUGUAUUCGCUUACCCCUCGUGCCGAUUCCCUUCCAAUCUUGAAACCAACCUCUUGGCUUGGGGACUUGGGGGACUACAUGAUCAUCACCGGCUUAAAAACAACAGACGCUCGUUCCCGAGUCAGAAUGUCGGAGCUCAAGGACAAGCAAGUCCCCAACCAAGAAGUCCCUCCUCGAUCAGAAACUUGGGGGACUACUGUUUGUACCAUAUCUGA